Vidua macroura (Pin-tailed whydah) is the source of this 2394-nucleotide messenger RNA. RefSeq names its product antizyme inhibitor 2 (gene AZIN2). NCBI's taxonomy places the organism in Eukaryota, Metazoa, Chordata, Aves, Passeriformes, Viduidae. The transcript is spliced from 11 exons. The record is from RefSeq and is a predicted model, not a curated record. Bases 654 to 2030 code for a protein of 458 amino acids. Gene Ontology annotation, cellular component: cytoplasm. Gene Ontology annotation, molecular function: catalytic activity.
AAAGCAAGCUGCCAGGGAGGAAAGAGGCUGAUUGGGAAGGCACCGGAUUGGGAGUGAGAUCAGAUCAGCCCCUCCCAGGAGCUGCGGGGAAGCUGCCUGACCGUUAAACUGGGGGAUAUUUGAAAAGAUAAACCCAAACCAAACAAACAAAAAAGAUACAGAAGGCGGGGGCGUGGAGGGGGAUUCAAACGCUGCAGCGAAUCAUUCUGCAAAUCCCAGCUCCAAUAGGCAAAUUUGCUUUUGCUUACGCUGGCAGAAAGCUGGAAGAUUGCUGACUUCCGACCCCGCUGGAUUUGGCACAGGCGACUUUUAAAGCUGCCUGAAAGCGCUGUAUCCCGUAGGAAGGCUUUGUCCAGGGAGAAGGAUUUGUCCAGACACCGGUUGGAGCCACCCCACACUGCCCAGUGCCGUUCCCAGCCUGGAUGGAGCCACUGGGGGACGCUGAGCUGGGCUGGACCUGCUUUUGGGAGGGCUCCCACAGCCGGGAUGGCCACGGGCUUGGCCCCGUUGGUGACACACGUGCAGUGAGGAGAGACCCCAAAAAGGGACUCGGAUGUACUUCAGCAAUGACGCAAAGUGUGUCUCAUCCUUAGAAUCCAUCCCCUACUCCAGGAGGCUUUAAAGGAGCAUCACCACGCCCAGAACAUCACACCAUGAACGGGUACUUGAACGAAUCCAACUUCCUGAUGGUGGAGGAGGGCUUCACCACCAGAGACCUCCUGGAGACCCUCCUGGGGGAGCUGUGCCAAGAGAGCGACCAGCAGGCCUUCUUCGUGGCAGACCUUGGGGACAUCGUGAAGAAACACCUGCGUUUCCUGAAGGCCUUGCCCCGAGUGAAACCCUAUUUCCCAGUUAAAUGCAACGGCAGCGAAGGGGUGAUUCGGCUGCUGGCAGAGCUGGGGGCAGGAUUUGCCUGUGCCAACAAGGCAGAGAUCACCCGGGUCCAAGGCAUUGGGGUCCCAGCUGACAGGAUCUUCUACAGCAGCCCCUGCAAGCAGGUCGCCCACAUCAGGUACGCGGCCACCCGCGGGGUCAGGCUGAUGGCCUUCGACAACGAGGUGGAGCUGAGCAAGGUGGCCAGGAGCCACCCCCGUGCCAGGAUGUUGUUGGGGAUCACUGCUGAGUCCAUCCCUCCUGCCCACCCGAGCAUGACCUUUGGGAGCACGCUGAAAUCCUGCCGGCACCUGCUGGAGACAGCGAAGGAACAGGCUGUGGAGGUCGUUGGCAUCAGCUUCCACCUCGGGAGCCGUGGGCUGGAGCCCCAGGCCUGGGCCCAGGCUGUGGCCACAGCACAGCUGGUGUUUGACAUGGGCACGGAGCUGGGACACCACAUGCACCUCCUGGACAUCGGGGGGGGGUUCCCCGGCACUGAGGACACCAGAGCCCCGCUGGAAGAGAUCGCUGCCGGGAUAAACUCUGCCUUGGAUUUGUACUUCCCCGAGGGCAGCGGGGUGGACGUUGUUGCCAGGCCUGGGCGUUAUUAUGUCACCUCUGCCUUCACCUUGGCUGUCAGCAUCACUGCCUUGGAGGAGAUCCCCAUGGAGCAGCCUGGCUCUGACGAGGAAGAGUGUGGCAGCAAGAAGAGCCUGGUCUAUCACCUCAGUGAUGGCAUCUACGGUGCCUUCAGCUGCCUCCUGUUCGACAGCCCCUGCCCCAGGCCUCGGCUGCACAAGAGACCGUGCCCGGAGCAGCCCUGGCACAGCAGCAGCCUGCGGGGCCCGCCGGGGCCCGCCGAGGAUCGCAUCGCCGACGGGCUGGAGCUGCCCCAGCUGCACGUGGGGGACUGGCUGGUUUUUGGCAACAUGGGAGCCUACACCAUGCCAAGCUCAUCGCUGCUGACGGCGGGUCCCCAGGCACGGGUCACCUACGCCAUGUCCCGCGUGGCCUGGAAAGCCGUCCAGCUCUUCCAGGGAAAGCCACCCCAGACUGAAGACGACCGUGAGAGCCUCUGCACACCCCUGUCCUGCGGCUGGGAGAUGGCAGAGACACUUUGUGUCACCCCUGUCUUCGCUCCAGCUGGCAUCAUCUGAGCAGCUCCGGGGAAGGAGCCACCGUGGGAAAGGUCCUGUGGUGGCACUGCCAGGGGAAAUGUCCCAUAAUGGUAUCGGGGUGGGAAAAAUCCCAUGGCAGCACCAGGGGAAAAGGUCCCACGGUGGUGCUGGAGGGAUAAAAAUCCUACAGAGGGAAAAGCAGGAUUUUUACAGCCUAAAAAUCCACAGUGGGAAAAGUCCCAUGGCAGUGCCAGAAGGGAGAGGUCCUGUGGUGGUACCAGAGGGGGGAAGGAUCCCAUGGCAGUGCCAGGGAGGGGGAAGAUGCCAUCCUGCCUCUGGCAUCGCCCCGCUCUGCUCUCAUGGAUUUGGAGGUAAAUCCUGUCCCAUAAAUCCUGCUCCUCCA